Messenger RNA from Echinostoma caproni, 525 nucleotides. The record is from the annotation of a GenBank genome assembly. Lineage: Eukaryota; Metazoa; Platyhelminthes; Trematoda; Plagiorchiida; Echinostomatidae.
AUGUUCCAUCCACAUCAACCUCAAUAUCCACCCCAAUAUCCACCUCAACACCAACCUCAAUUUCAAGCUUCUGCACGUGAAGUCUGUUUGUCCUGGCUUCCGGUGUUUCCAAACACCAGUCCUCCAUCAAAUGCGAUCGAGGCUCAGUCGGGCAUUUAUGUGAUUCGCGGUCGUGAGGGACGGGAUGUGCUCCCGGGCAAAUGGACCAUGCGUAACGGAUGUGGACAGAUUCCGUUCGAUGGACGUGAAAAGGUUGUGAAUAGUUUUGAGGUGUUGUGCAACACCUCUCUGUUCCAAAACCGACAGCCAUGUACCUGGAUCCCAGGAUCUGGCGGUCAAGUUCCACCGAAUGCGAUCCAGGGUGGGAUCACGGAGACCGGAGAACCGUUAUACAUCGCUCGCGGGAUGGUGAAUAAUGAAUGGUGUGUGGGUAAAGUGCAUCCAUCCCAUGGGGUUGCCUAUUUCCCAUGGAAUGGUGGAGAGCACAAUUUACGCCAAUAUGAAGUGUUGUGCUUCACGGCUUAA